Molecule: messenger RNA, 480 nt
Organism: Penicillium oxalicum
Lineage: Eukaryota; Fungi; Ascomycota; Eurotiomycetes; Eurotiales; Aspergillaceae
Product: phosphoglycerate mutase family protein
Exons: 2
Coding region: 1-480 (159 amino acids)
Biological process (GO): ribose phosphate biosynthetic process
Molecular function (GO): sedoheptulose-bisphosphatase activity
Source: RefSeq, a predicted model, not a curated record
AUGACUGCGCCCACGACAUCCGCACGGGUCUUUCUCAUCCGUCAUGGCGAGACGGAUUGGAUCUCGGGCGGAAAAUUUGCCAGUCGAACCGACAUCCCACUCUCUAGAGUGGGUGAAAAGGAUAUCGAGUUCAUUCGCGACCGCAUGAUCGGUGAAAAUGAGGUGAUCGACCCGACUGCCAUUGCCAAGAUAUACUGUUCCCCGAGAAUCAACGCGCGCCGCACUGCCGAGAUACUCGGACUCGGCGUCCAUCACCACCAGCAUUUUUUGAACCGCGAGACGGGCGAAAAAUGGAGAUCCGAGUCUAUCAUCCACGGAGAGACCGCCGAUCCCUACGUCAAUAUCACGAAGUGGUUGGAAGAAUGGGAUUACGGAGACUAUGAGGGGAUGACCCUACAUUCGAUUACUGAGAAGCGGAUCAAAGACUAUGGGAAUGGACGAUGGGAUAUCUGGACGGAUGGAUGUCCGGGGGGAGAGUGA